This is a messenger RNA of Schistocerca nitens (vagrant locust), 5404 nucleotides long. RefSeq lists its product as uncharacterized. NCBI's taxonomy places the organism in Eukaryota, Metazoa, Arthropoda, Insecta, Orthoptera, Acrididae. The coding region runs from base 1 to 5319 and encodes 1772 amino acids. The record is from RefSeq and is a predicted model, not a curated record. The transcript has 34 exons. Gene Ontology annotation, molecular function: protein binding.
AUGGAUAAAGGGAACGGGCUGUUGCAGGCGGACAUUGGGCCGAGCAGCACGAGCGACGAUGAGACGAUGGGUCCGCGGCGCGGCGGUCGUCUGCUGAGCGGGGGCGGCGGGGGUGUGCCGGCUCCGCCCUACAGCAAGCAGGACAUCCGCGAGCAGUACUGCAUCACCAGCAAGCAGCUGGACGUGCUCGAGCGCCACCGCGCCUCCUCCGGCGGCGACUGGCUGCUCGGCUGCCUCUCCUCCUACCAGGAGGGCACGUGCCGCGCAGUCAAGCGGUCGUCGCUGCUGUCGGUGUGCGUGCGGCGGCGCGCCCCCAGCGACGAGAACCUGCCCGAGCUUUGCCGCCGCCCCUUGCCUAAGAAAAAAAUAGCCCUCCUGUACUGUGCUGUACUGUACGCGCCCGCUGCCGGCCUGCCACCUGUUGCCGUGCGCGCAGGAGCGGCGGCCCAUCCGGCCCGGCGUGAGCUCCGACUCGGAGGCGGACUGCGACGGCCCGGCGGCGCUGCCGCUCCGCCGCCCCCGCCGCCGCCCGCGCAGGCGCACCCCUCCGGGCGGCCGCACAAACACGUCAGCUUCGCGCGCUCGCACACGCUCACCUCGUUCGACGUGGGCAGCUGCAGCCUGGCGCGCUCCAGGGAGCGCCUCGUCGACGGCAAGGAGCGCGCCGCCCUCAGGCCGCAGCCGCCCCCGCAGCCGCCCGCGGACGGGCCCAAGGUGGUCGUGCUCGAGAAGCUGAAGCGCGCGCCUAUGAAGACGCAGGCGACGCAGACGGACGUGUGUCUGGGGAGGAGACCUCAUGUGCCAAACUACCUGUCCCUCAGCCCGCGCACCAUACACAGGGUGCGGAUGGUGUCGCAGUUUGCGCAGACCAACGGCGGUGGCGUGAUGGCCAACGGACGCGGCCGGCUGAUGAAGAGCUUCUCGGAGGCGGGGGGCUGCUUUGCGGACGGCGCGGCAGGCGGCCCAGGGGCGGGGGGCGCGGACGACACGUCGCACGAGCCGCUGCAGCGCACACAGUCCGAGGAGCCGCCGCGCUCUCCCUUCCUCGUCACCACGCCGCGGCAGAUCCUGAUCGACUUCGAGCCGGCGCCGGUGGAGCGUCGGCCGCGGAAGCGCCUGCUGCAGAAGACGCUGUCGGAGGGUGAGAUGCUGCGCGUGGGCGUAGGCCCGGUGGGCGGCGGUGGGGGCGGCACGGGCGCCACGCCCCCCGCCAGGCUGCCCCCCGACGAGCCGCUGGAGAAGCAGAAGCGCGCCUUUGCCUCCACGCCUGCCGGCCUGUCGGCGGCGGCGGACGAGGACGAGUUCCACGAGAACCUCAUCUUCCGCGGGCUGUUCCGCAAGCGGUCCGUGUCGCUGGAGGACGCGGGGCCGGCGUCGCUGGGACCCCUCGACAGCCCCGCCGCCGGGGAGUUCCACUCGCGAUCCUCGCCGUCCGCCUCCUGCGACUCGUUGGCCGGCGAGCUGCGCACCGACCACAGCGACGGCAUCUGGAACGAGUCGCAGGCCACGGUACUGCAAGCUGGCGAGGGCGGCGGCAUGGGCCUGGACACAGAGUGUGGGGCGGCGCCGGGCAGCCCCGGCAGCUUGGCGAUGACGCCGUCUUCCCGGCGGAAGCACCUGCUGCUGCUGCAGCACCAGCAGCGCUCCUCCAUGGACACCGACGCGCUCGACGAGGAGCUCGACCUCUCCGAUGUCACCCAGCCGCAGCAGCCCCUGUCUCCACGGAUUUGCAUCGACGCUCCGGUACAGCAAGCUAACAGUGUGCCCAGUACCUGCAACGAAAGGCUGGAGCGCUACUCUCAGGACUCGGCGGGUCUGUCGCCCCGCCGCAGCCGCAGCCCUCUGGGGCACCGCACUUCAGAGGCCUCCGCCGCCUCCUCUCUGGAGUCCUGCGACCGCUUCUCCAGGAACGGCACAGGGACCGGCAACACUACGAUGACGAACACGACGACGACGACGACGAGCUCGGAGCUGGCCCGCACCGACUCGGGCCGCACCAACACGGACCUGUCGGAGACGAGCGAGGACUACGUGACGGCGGACGGCAACUCGCACACCGACACGGCGGGCUACGUCGCGUGGCCGGUGGGCACGCCCGUGUCCGCCGCCGGCGGCGUGGGGGCGGCGGGGGCGGGCGCGGGCCGGCGUGGCGAGGGCGACGGCAGCUCGUUCGAGAGCGGCUCCUCGCUGUACAGCGUGCCCGCCGCCGCCGAGGAGACCUCCUCCGAGCUGCAGACGACCACGACGCCCACGCCGCUGGUCGACAGCGAGGACAACGGCGAUGCGGACGCGACGCGCGCCGGCUCGUCGACGCCGCGCGUCUCCGUCGACAUGGGCUACGGGGCGCUGCGCCUCAUGGCCAACAGCCCCAGCGACGAGAGCAGCAGCUCCUCCGGCAGCUACAGCGUAGAGGGCAGCCGUGACGAUCUGGACAAGAUGCUGGACCAGCACCCACUGUCGCCCGUUCAGAACCACAACAGUAGCAACCACUCCAACCAUUCCAACCACGCCGGCGACGACCACGAGGAGGUGGAGGCACGAGCGGUGGCUGGGGUUCUCCUUAUUGCUUCGCACUGUGCUUUGCCUUGUCCAAAAUCUGUGAUUCGUAACCAGCUCUCCUUGGCUUCUCUUCUCUUCGCUAAUGCCUGGCGGACUUCAAAGAAUGUAAAAUGUUCAGAGGUGCUCGAGAGGCGAGAAUGGACCGAGGAGGAGCGCCGACGCCGCAAGAAGACCUUUCGGCUGGACUUCUCGCCUUUGAGCGCCGGCCCGCACACCGACUGGGACUCCCCGCCGUCCACAGGCUCUCGCACAACGCCAGAUGGCUGGCGGCGCGGCGGCACGCCGCCCGGAGCUCCGACACAACCACCCUCCGCUACUUCCACGGCUCCUCGAAGAUCCAAGGUCGCCCAGGCGCAUCGCCGACAGGCGAAGAAGUGCCUGGCGGCGGGCAUGGUGCGCAGCCCCGCCAUGCACGAGGGCUUCCGCGCGGACGACUGGGCGGCGCCGCUGCAGCGCUCCACGCCAGGCCACAGCCCGCCGGAAGGGGCGGCGCCGGGGGGCGGCAAUGGCGGCGGAGCGGGGGCCGCAGUGGCCGGCGGCGGUACGUCGGACGAGAGCAGCGGCAGGCAGGAGGCGGCGGGGGCGGGACCGGCAGCGGGGGUGGUGGCGGGGGCGACGCCCUCAGGCAGCUCGCCGCGCCGCGUGCGCCGCAUCCGCGAGCGCAAGGCGGGCGGCCGCAGCCCCACGCAGGCCAGCUCCCGGCUCAGCCCGCUGCGGUACACGCGCAGCCCGGCCGGCAGCCCGUCGAGGCGGCGGCGCUCCAAAGGCUCCCCCAGCAGGAACGCGGCGGCUGCCGCAGGGGCCGACGCCAAGGGCGUGGCCAGCCCCGAGGCGCAGCGGCUGAAGGCGCUGAGCGCGGAGUCUCUGCGCUCGGUGAGCCCGGGCAGUGACAGCGUCUUCUACUCGGAGGCGGGCGAGCUGAGCAGCAACACCAUGACCGCGGCCACCGACACCGCCGCCGGCGUCGUCUGCCACCACUGCGGCCGCGAGGUCGCCGUCCUCUCCGGGCCCGAGGAGCUGGAGAGCACGGCGGCGGACGGCCCGUCGCCGGACAUCGUGCAGCCGCCGGCGGGCUUCGCAGACUCCCCGGAGGGCCCCCGCCAGCAGGCGCAGCAGCAGCAGCAGCAGCAGCCGCGGCUCUACAAGAAGGCGGACCGCCGCUUCCGGUCGGAGGAGCGCCACGGCGAACGACGGCACGCGCACUCCACCGGCCGCUACCGCUGCGACGGCGCGCGGGCCAAGUCCGAGGAGCGGGGGCGCGGCCGCGAGGACCGCGUGCGCCUCAGGCCCCUGGCGCGCUCCACGGACGCCAGCAUGGAGACGCUGCGCGCCGGUGACGCGCCGGCGGCUGCGGAGGACGCGGGACCGCCCGACGGUGCGCCCGCAGCGCCGCCGGCCGAGGGCGACGAGGACGCGGGUGUGUAUGCGGAAACGUACAAGAAAGCAACGUGGAUCUACAUUGGCGAAACUGAAGAGGUGCACGUGUGGCAGAAACCGGAAUCCAAGUCGCAGGACAAAGACGACAAGGCCAGUGACGGGACGAGCGAACGCCGGGACUCGCUCGAGUCGACCAUCUCUGAGCGGGACUUCCGCCGCAAGUACCAGGCCAUCACGCACCGCAUGGUGCACAGGAAGGCCACCGUCGAGAUGUACCGACGCCUCGCCAACGACUCCUUCGCCGACCCUGCGCCAGCGGGGCGGACGUCCCUGCGCCGCAACCUGGAGGAGCUGCUCAAGACGAUGCUGCGGGUGUGGGCCAAGCAGGUGGUCGCCGUCUCCGUCACGGGGGGCCGACCGUGCGACUGCGACAAGACGGUGGUGGUGCGGCGGCAGUCUGGGGAGUUCGGCUUCCGCAUCCACGGCUCCAAGCCGGUGGUGGUGUCCGCCAUCGAGCCCGACACGCCUGCCGAGUCGUCGGGGCUGGAGGUGGGCGACAUCGUCAUCACCGUCAACGGCCACGACGUGCUCGACGCCUCGCACUCAGAGGUCGUCAAGCUGGCGCACGCAGCUGGCUCCGAGACGCUGAAGCUGGGCGUGGCCCGCACGGCCAACGUGCUGACGCCGGUGCUGCGGGAGCCCGGCGCGGGCAAGGCGCUCUACUCGGGCUUCCUGUGGCGGCUGGGCGGCGCGGGCGGCACCACCUGGGUGCGACGCUGGUUCUCCCUCAAGCGCGACAACUGCCUCUACUACUACAAGACUGACGCGGAGAGCCUGCCGCUGGGCGCGCUCAUGCUGCACCGGUACGCGGCGUCGCGGUGCGAGGCGGCCGGCCGGCAGCACUGCCUGCAGCUGGCGCGCAAGGCCGGCCUGGGGCUCACGCUCGCCGCAGACUCGGAGGAGGCGCUCACGCGCUGGCUCGCCGUCCUCUCGCACGCCAUCGAGCGCAACAACCACGCGGACGAGUGGCUGGAGGCGACGCAGCGAGCCCUGCGGCUGCCCGCCAGCAGCGUGCUGCAGCCCGACUGCGCCGGCUACCUCACGCAGAUAGGGCCCAAGUGGCGGCGCCGCUUCUGCGUGCUCAAGGACGCCUGUCUCUACUUCUACCAGGACAGCACCGCGGACUCCGCCAUCGGGAUGGCAUGCCUGCACGGCUACCGGGUGCAGAACUGCGGUACGGGUGAGAAGCGCUUGUCCUUCGAGGUCCUGCCGCCCGAUGCUCGCCAGCGACACUUUUACUUCCAUGCAGAAUCGGAGCUCGACAAAAAGAAGUGGUUGGCGGCCCUGGAGUACUCGAUCGACCGGUGGAUCCGCGUGGGCUGACGGCGGUGCCACGCGUGCCGGCGGCGCGCCCGCUCCCGCUCGCGCUCGCGGCUGCUGUCCGAGGCGGCGCUCGCGGACGCAGAGG